Molecule: messenger RNA, 6085 nt
Organism: Ctenocephalides felis (cat flea)
Lineage: Eukaryota; Metazoa; Arthropoda; Insecta; Siphonaptera; Pulicidae
Product: E3 ubiquitin-protein ligase RBBP6-like
Exons: 21
Coding region: 143-5743 (1866 amino acids)
Biological process (GO): ubiquitin-dependent protein catabolic process; mRNA processing; protein ubiquitination
Cellular component (GO): nucleus
Molecular function (GO): ubiquitin protein ligase activity; zinc ion binding; nucleic acid binding
Source: RefSeq, a predicted model, not a curated record
GUAAGGUUGGUACGAAUGCAUUGUUGAAGCUUAAGAUUCAAAAUGGCGAUCGGCUUGGUGAAAUUACAAGUGUAAUAUGAAUAAAUAUCCUUUUUGCAAAUUAUUGUUAUGUGGAAAAUAAGAUUAUAUUUAAUUAUUGGAAAUGUCUGUCCAUUAUAAAUUCAAAAGUGCUCUGGAAUAUGACACUAUCACAUUUGAUGGUUUGCACAUUUCAGUUAAAGACCUGAAAAAAUCUAUUUUACAUCAAAAAAGAAUUGGAAAAACAUUUGACUUUGAUUUACAAGUGACAAAUGCACAAACUAAAGAAGUUUAUACAGAUGACAAUGUUCUCAUACCCAAAAAUACAUCAUUAAUUAUUGCUAGAAUACCAGUAUCUCAAACUCAGAAAAAAUCAUGGGAUUUUGCUUCGCAGCCGAAUGCUUCGGGGGUGAUAAUUCCAAGUGCUCGCCCUGCAGAUAAUGAAGCUGUUGCUGAUUUGUCUAAAAUGGUCGGGAGUGAAGAGGAUAAGAUAAAAGCCAUGAUAUCUCAGAGCACUAUGGAUUACGAUCCCAGCAACUAUCAAAAAGUUCGUGGAGCUAAUCAACAAGGCGAAGUGCCACCUAAUUACAGGUGCUUCAAAUGCCACAUGGCAGGACAUUGGAUUAAAAACUGUCCUAUGACUUCUGGAGCGGAGACUGCUGAUAUAAAGCGCAACACUGGGAUUCCAAGAAGUUUUAUUGUUGAGAAGCCAAUUGGAGGUUACGGCCAGCCUGUUAUAAAUCCUGAAAAAUCUCCAUCUCCAGAUCCAAUUAAACAAACUACAGUGGUUGAAAAUAAAGUAGAAAUACCUGAAGAUUUGCAAUGUAUGAUUUGCAAAGAUCUAUUGUCAGACGCUGUGAUGAUUCCUUGUUGUGGUAGCAGCUUUUGUGAUGAAUGUAUCAGAUUGACUCUUAUGGAAUCCGAAGACCAUGAAUGUCCUGAUUGUAAAGACAAAGAUAUUUCACCAGUCACAAUGAUUCCAAAUAGAUUUUUAAGGAAUUCUGUACAAGCUUUUAAAUUAGAGACUGGAUAUAUAAAAACUAGAAAAUACAUUCCUAAGAAACCUACUGUCCAUACUCCUACAAGUACCCAUGCUUCAGCUGAUGCUACAGUCGAUCUAGAUUCAACUGCCAAUGAUAAAUCAGUUGUAAUAUUAGAUGCAUCGAUAGAUGAUUCAAACAAAACAGAAACAGAUCAUACACAGGAGAACGAGGAAAGCGGAGGCACCAAAAAUACUGUAAUCUCAGAAGCAGAUUCCACACAAAAUGGUAAAUUCAAAGAAACAAAAGAAGUUCAAGAGAAAACAGCAGAAAAAACUGAUGAACAAACACCUACUGUCGAUGAUACAACCGAAGUGGAAAAACCUGCUGUUGUUGAACGUCCUCCUGGUACAGAAGUAGAAUCAGAUGGAGAUGAUGAUAAUAUAACUGUUACAAUGCCUCCACCUCAUUUGCAAGGUCAUGGGGCACUUAGAAAUGGUAGGCACAUACGUCCUUUCCUGAGGCCUCCUGGAGUGGAGACACCGCCCCAUUAUCAACGUGGUAAUUAUAACAACAAUGGUGGAUCAAAUGCAGACAAACUUGCAUCCAUCUUGGAUGAUCAGCGACCAGGAACUCCUACAGUUGAUGAGCAAAGAUUACCAGUGUCUUCGCAUAUGGGCAGUGUCUCAAACACUGCUCCUGCCAGGACAAAUGCUAUGCAGCAAGAACCUCCGGGGGAUGGUUAUAAUAUACCAAAUAUGGCUGGCAAUUAUUCAUCUUCUCAGCACCCAAAUAUGCCUCCUUCACAGACAGGAAUGCCUCCACAUCAUGUUAUGCACUCAUCUGGUCCACCAUUGUCAUCUCAGCCUAUCCACACGGCUCCGAAUGUGUAUGGGCAUAAUGCAACACCUGCAGGGGGACCUAUGAUUUAUCCUCCAAGUGGAGCUCCGAAUUAUGGUGUGCCUUCUGCACCACACAUGCCUGGCUACAUAGCUCCUCAGCCCCAUUACGAUUCGCGUGCUGUACCACCACCACAUUAUGAUAGACCUAGACCAUCAGGUCCAUUGUACAACCCUAGACCUCCCAUGAUGGGGGUGCCACCCAGUGGACCAUCUAAUUAUGGAGCGCCUCCGCCCGGAAUCAGCGGAGGACCACCAAGGCCAAUAGGACCUGGUCCACCUAUUUACGGUCCUCCAGCUGGACCCAGGAGUGUGCCAGAAGUGGCUGAUAAGGCUUUGGAAGCUUUCAAUCGUAUGAUGCGAGAGAAGGAUGAAAGGGCUCGAAGGAGAGAAGAGCGGGAGCACAUGAGGCGCCGAGCUGGCGGCGAUGGCAGAAGAUCUAGAAGUAGAUCAAGAGCGACUAGAUCGCGAUCUAGGUCACUUUCUAGAUCGACAUAUGGAGAAAGCAGGGGGAUGAGAUCGCGUAGCAGAAGUUUUCAGAGGAUCAAUUAUUCUCGAUCACCACGUUCACGGACCAGAUCUGUAUCGCGAUCUAUCAGAAAAAUGACCAGAUCCCCUAUAAGAAGAUCCAGAACACCUCGCAGAAGAACAAGAUCCCGAUCAAAAUCAUUCAGCAUCAGCAGAUCUCGUUCUUUUUCAAGAUCUCCUUCUCCGCGUGGUGGAGACUAUUCUCCAGUUCGCAGACAUCAUCCAAGAUACAGAUCACCUUUGUUAAGGACUCCACCACGAUAUUUGCAUAAGGAGGGAGGUGGCAAUUAUCGUGGCCGCCGCGAUUACGGAUCCGGCGAGCACCAUUACGGUGGCCGCCAGUCGCCGCCCCCACGUAACGAUUAUUACGGAGGGCACCACGGCGGCUCCGGCGACCACUAUUCACAAAUCGGUUCAGAGCAUCAGUCGCAAGGUCCGCCCCCUUACCACAGGGGGCCGAGAGGCCGGGGGGGCCGAGGCGGUGGAUCCUAUCAUCAUCAUGGUCACAGAGGUGGAGGAGGAGAUUAUUACGGAGGAAUGGCUAACGAUACUGGAUAUGGAAGAUACAGCGGCAGAGACAAACGUGGUUCUCCGCCGCCUCGUGGUGCCCAUUAUCCGCCGCCUCUGAUGAGCCUGAAGUCACCGGGGGUGAUGCCCGUCCAGCCAUAUCACCAGGAACAGAGGUACGAGCACGACGUGGCCCCCAUAGGGCACCAGCCGCCGGCACAGCAAUACGGGCUGAGACCUCUGACGAGAUAUGAACCGGAUCUGCCUCCCCCCGGAUUGGACCAGCCGCCUCCGCCAGGAUUCGAACCGACGCCUCCAACUCGUUACCGUGACGAGCCUCCGACGGAUCGGUUCGAAACUACUGGCGGUUAUCAGCCAGAAGAUUACCGAAUGCCUCCCGAAGAUUCGCGGGAUCGUCGCGACUUCCAAGAGAACCCGCCUCAAAGACCGCGCAAGGAGGAGCCAGUCAAAGAUAAAUAUGAAGGCAGGAGUAGGGAACGAGCUCACAGUAGGAGCAGACAUAGGUUGACACCUUCGCCUGAGGUCAACAAACCUAGGGAGAGAAAUUCAUCGGCUGAUAGGUACUCUAGGAAGCCAAGGCCAAGUAAAGAUGGGGAAAAAUCUUCUUCUUCGAGUGCUCAUCCUAAGAGAGAAAGAGAACACAAAGGUUCAGAGCGAAAGGAAGGUGAUAGCAGAUCCAAAGAAAAACUAGCCGAAGAAGAGAAAUUGAAAGAGCGUAAAGCCAAAGAAGAAAAGCGGGAGAAAAAACGAAAAAAGAAAGAAGCCGAAAAGAAGAAACGCAAGGAAGAAAAGAAACGAGAAAAAGAAGAAAAGUCAAAAGUGAAAAAAACUGAAAAACCUGCUGCCGGCAAAAUAGAGGAGACAUCGCAAGAUCAGAGUUCUGUAUCAGAAAAAGACAAAACAGAAGCUGCUGAUGUGUCCAUGGAAUCCACAAAGAGUGAUGAUGUACCUUCCAGUAACCCGACAGAAACAGAAGCCUCCAAAUCUAAGGCAACAGACUUGUAUGGAGACAUUUUAACUGAAGGCAUAGACUCUAAAGUCAUAGAGAAUUAUGGUAAAAUAUUACAAUCAACUGAAGAAAUAACAAAGUCUGCAUCAAAAGAAAAUCUCUUGGAACGGGAUGGUUCCUUUGAUGGUCUGGAGAUACAAGCUAAUGAAUCUGAUCUCCUGAAUAUCGAUAUUUCUCCAAAGAAAUCUUCUGCAGUUUUGGCAACUUUACCAGAGCCUUCGAGAUGGGAAUUGGAUGAAACAGAUGGUGUUGGCACGACACCGAAAAGCAUAAAGACCUCCCAAGCGGAAAGCCCUCGUGCAGUCACUCCUCCUGGAAACAUUGCCAGCAACAAAGUAGUUACCAAUGAAGUGUUGAAGAGGGCCGAGAAUGCCAUUUUUGCCAAAGCUAUAAACGCAAUACGGCCUAUCGAAAUCAAAAAGAUCAGUUCGGAUCGCAUAAAGUUAUAUUCUGGAGAAGCUAUCACGACAAAAGAUGAACGCGAAAAGACUCCUGAAAGAAAAAUAACUUCAUCGAACCAACAAAUAUUAAUUACAACUACGGAUCAUACGAACGAUGCUAAAAAGACGACAGAGAGUAGCAAGCCGGCCAAAACCAAAAUCACGGGUCCUGGCUCUUCGCCCCCGAGCAGAGUCAGUGUACGAGAACGAUUGGGCGGAAAAGUUGACGAGAAUACGGGAACUGUGAUCACAUCAGGAGCAACAACGAAAAGAUCUCGCACCAGGACGCCACCGAGGCAGCUGCUGCCGGAGGCAAAAAGGGCUGGAAGAGAUAGGGACAAGGAGACAAGAGACAGAGAAAGGACCAGAGAUAGCAGGCACGUUGGGGUCAGCGAUCGGAGAUUAGAUAGCAAAGUCAGUCGUCCAGACAGAGGCUCUUCCAGCAGUCAGUCUCAGCAUCGAUCUUCAAAUUCGGCUCAUUUUAAUAAUUCCAGCAGAGACAGAAAUAAUGCGCGGCCGUCGAGAUCGUCCUAUGAUCACCAGUCAAGGAAUGUCUCCUCCAGAUCUGGUGGUCGUGAAGGAUCUAGUGACAGAUCUAGAGACAGAGCAGAAUACCGGACGGAUGGUAAUAGUAAACGAAAUGCUGCUUCACAACAACGCAGGAGGUCCAGAUCGAGAUCCAGAUCGAAAUCUGGGGCUCACCGAGCUGAUAGAAGUGAUAAGGAUAAAGGGUACAAAAGACACGAAGAUAACACUCGAUCUUUCUCAUCUAAGAAGUCUUCAGACAUGUCAUCUUCAAGAAAUCCUGAAAAUCCACAGCAUAAAACUUCAUCUUCAAAUGAUGAGAAAUUCUCAAGAAGAAACACAUCUGAUCAAGAGAGCAAUACUCAAUCACAUAGAGAAGUUCCAGCUGCCGUGCCAAGUGCACCCAGGAGAUCAGCUCUUGUGGAUGAAUCUAAUUUUGAGCCUGAUUACGAUGAGCAUUUAGAACCAAACUUAGAGAACGAUCAUAAACAGAAAACCAAACAAAAGGACAAUCUUGCCAAUCAAAUCAAAAAUAAACUGAAAAGGGCCCAUGCUGGAACCGAUAGUUCAUCAAGUAGUGACAGCGACAAUGAUAAUGAAUCCAGUUCUGAUAGCUCAUCGAGCAGUGGUUCUGAUAGUGACAGCAAGUCCAAGAAGAAAAAUAAAAAACGAAAGAAGAAAAAGAGGAAGGCUUCUAAACGCAAGAGUUCUUCUGAUGAAGACGAUGAGGAAGCUGAUAAUGAUGGCAAAUCCAAAAAGCGGAAGCAUAAGCGAAACAAGCAGUUGAAGAAAAAGAAAAAGUCCAAACAUAAAUGAGAAACAAGGUUAAAACAAUUGUUAUUGAUAAAAAGAUUGUUGUGCAUUGAAUAAUGAAAUUUUUUGCUUGAUUUGUUUAUAAAUGUUGUUGUGUGUGUUGACGGAUGGAGCAGUUGGAAACGUUUAUUGAGGUAUGUGGUUUCUAGUUUGAUGAAUUAAUAGGAUGAAUGAAAAAUGCACUAAGAACCAAAUUAAUUAUUCUUCUGUUCUGUUGGAUUCCUUUUUUAUUUUAUUUUAUUUGAUGAUAGAGUUAUCAUCUAUAUUUUGGGACUAUGGAUGUAUUUGAGUUUAAAUUGUUACAAUUUUUAACUUAAAUAGCAGAAGCAUAUAUAAUAUGCAAUA